Molecule: messenger RNA, 411 nt
Organism: Peronospora belbahrii
Lineage: Eukaryota; Oomycota; Peronosporomycetes; Peronosporales; Peronosporaceae
Source: the annotation of a GenBank genome assembly
AUGGCUCGUACAAAGCAAACAGCCCGUAAGUCAACUGGAGGCAAGGCCCCACGCAAACAGCUUGCCACUAAGGCCGCUCGUAAGUCCGCCCCUACCGCAGGUGGUGUCAAGAAACCGCACCGUUAUCGUCCUGGUACAGUCGCUUUACGUGAGAUCCGCAAGUAUCAAAAAUCGACCGACUUGUUGAUCCGCAAGUUGCCAUUUCAGCGCCUUGUGCGUGAGAUUGCUCAGGACUACAAGACGGAUCUACGCUUCCAGAGCACAGCUAUUCUAGCUUUACAGGAGGCAUCGGAAGCCUAUCUUGUGGGUCUAUUUGAAGACACGAACCUGUGUGCGAUUCACGCGAAACGUGUUACGAUUAUGCCAAAGGACAUUCAGCUUGCGCGACGCAUUCGUGGCGAGCGCACGUAA